GUCUUCACUGCUUUGUAAAGUUUUACCCCUCCCGACCCGCCAAUUCCGAAGGGGCCCCGCUUCAAAUUCAAGCUCCCACUCUUUCCUCUUGCUCUCUCAACUUCCACUUCUACAAUUCAUUGACAACCAUCUUCUCUUUCCAAAUCUAAGUACUCCACACCACACAAUCCGUCAAAAUGGUCAAAGCAGGUACCUAUCCCCUUCCACCUUUCAUCGGCAAUCUAUUCUGCAUCCGUAGAAUCCAUGCACAACUCAAUCCGCGUGCUGUGUUCCAAACCGCGGGGUCCGGCAAGUGCCAAUAUGAGCAAGAUUCGAACGUUUGCAGCUUUUGGCUCUGGCUCUAGCCACGACCUUGAUGGAUACCAUACGUAUCCUCUUCCAUGCAGACUAUCCUAGUGCAGAGUCCUUGCUCUUGUUUACGUUGGGCUGGCUCGUAGUGUUUACAAAUCUAUAGUUGCUACUAUCCGGGGAGACACCAAGAUUGCCGGAACCGUCACUUUCGAGCAGGAGUCGGAAUCUUCCCCAACAACCAUCUCAUGGAACAUCACCGGCCACGAUGCCAAUGCUGAGCGUGGCAUGCACGUUCACCAAUUUGGAGAUAACACCAAUGGUUGCACAUCCGCUGGUCCUCACUGUAUGUUGCACUUUUGAUUUCUCCCGAUGGCGGAUACGUUACAAGAAUCACUUGCUGAUGAUGGAUUGGAUAGUCAACCCACACGGAAAGACACACGGUGCUCCUACCGAUGAAACCCGUCACGUAGGUGACCUGGGUAACUUCAAGACCGACGCACAAGGAAACGGUGUUGGAUCAACUACAGACAAGCUCAUCAAGUUGAUUGGUCCUGAAAGUGUUAUUGGCGUAUGUGGAAUACAAUCAUGUAACACAAGGAAAUACUGACAAUAGAUAGCGUACCGUUGUUGUUCACGCUGGAACUGAUGAUCUCGGAAAGGGAGAGAACGAGGAGUCCAAGAAGACCGGAAACGCCGGUGGUCGCCCUGCUUGCGGUAUGUUUCCACUCACUCUAUACAUAUGUGCUCAUUUACUGAUAUUGGGCUACAGGUGUCAUUGGUAUUGCCGCAUAAGCACCUCAGCCAGAUUGAGAUACACCAUCAUAGUUUCGAUCUUCUGAAUGUUACAAAUUGAUUUUGCCGGAAACAUUUUCGUAGCGGCGUGCGUACGCACGUAGGAGAUAGGUCAAGUCUAUCAGUCCCA
Messenger RNA from Hymenoscyphus albidus, 1213 nucleotides. The record is from the annotation of a GenBank genome assembly. Lineage: Eukaryota; Fungi; Ascomycota; Leotiomycetes; Helotiales; Helotiaceae.